Molecule: messenger RNA, 1734 nt
Organism: Ipomoea nil (Japanese morning glory)
Lineage: Eukaryota; Viridiplantae; Streptophyta; Magnoliopsida; Solanales; Convolvulaceae
Product: UPF0481 protein At3g47200-like
Exons: 1
Coding region: 181-1572 (463 amino acids)
Source: RefSeq, a predicted model, not a curated record
UCUAUUUUUCCUUAGGUACGUGUUUAGUUUAGAUUUGUCCACAGCUUUUCAGCUAUGGUUCUCACCCGAUUAUCAGGAGAAGACGACCGACUUCAAUUGGUGUAUAUAUGCAUGGUUUGGUUGGUUGGGAUAAUACCACUGCCCUUAGCUUUCACUUCUUAGCUCGCUCUAACAAUAUUAAUGGCAUUGUGUUCAAGAAAUGAGUUCCUGGGUGGAGGAGAAAGUGUUGUGAUGUUGGUACCCCAAGAGAGUGUGAAUAAGAUACAAAGGAUUCCAUCUUUCUUGCGGGGUUCCAACAGCAAUGGCGACUACGAUCCAAAAGUGAUUUCGCUAGGGCCAUACCACCACGGCAAGCCGGAGUUGCAGCCCCUCCAGAGAUUCAAGCACAAAGUCUUUGAUAACUUUAUUUUCGGUAGUCCCAAGGAUGCUAAUUUCUACAGGAAAAAAGUGUUGGAGGUAGUGGAUGAGGCCAGGAGGUGUUAUGUUGAAGGGGCCACAGAUGAAUUUGAUGAUUCCCAGUUUGCAGAAAUGAUGCUUCUGGAUUCUUGUUUCCUACUGUUCUAUAUACUAUCAACGAUGCAUGGUUUUAAGGAUUUCUGGAACCUCACUACCGUUCAGUUGUCUGAUCAGAUUGGGUAUUCAGGUGAUUUCUUCUUACAACUUGACACUUUUUUGCUUGAAAACCAGAUCCCCCUAUGGAUUGUUGAGUUCUUGUUUAAUGCUAGAUUUGGUAGCUUUAGUACUACAACCACCGGUAGGGUUUCCUGGAAAUAUCUGCUUGUAAAUCAUUGCCAAACAAGUCUUUUUGCUGAGAAGUAUAGGGUGGAUGAAGAUAGAAGAGAUCAUGAAAAGCCACUUCAUCUAUUAGAAGCUUUCCACAUGCAUAUGGUGGGCAAAUGUGAAAUGCUUUCAUCCUCCAACAAAUCUGCAGGUAGGUGGCAAAAACUCAGGCCAAUUAGAACUAAUAACACACUAAUAGUGUUGCAAAAAGAGGCAUUUGAGAAGUAUAGUUACAUAUUCCGUUCAGUCAUGGAUCUAAAGUCAAAGGGAAUUCGUUUUGGCCAUAGUGAUAAUAUUUAUUCCGUGAUGAGCAUCAAGUUUGAGUCUUACUAUGUGUUUGCAAAACUAAAGCUUCCUAUUUGGUAUGCUUCCUCAUCGAGUAGAGUUUUUCUCAGCAACAUGAUAGCUUAUGAGUUGUGUCCCAACAACAGGACUUGCCUGGAGGUAACUUCUUACAUAAAUUUCAUGAAAUCGCUGAUUGUUUGUCCCAAUGAUGUGAAAGAGUUGCGAGAAAAGCGCAUCAUAUCUAAUACUCUUGGAGACGACAUGGAAGUAGUGAAGUUGUUCAAAGGGCUAAACACUCAUGGAAUUGACAAUCCCGACAUUUUUUCCGAGGUGAAGCAGAAACUUCAAAAGCACUAUGAUAGCAGAGCAAAGACGUGGAUGGCAGAAUUUGUAUAUACUUAUCUUAUAAGCCCUUGGUCCAUCAUCGCUUUACUCUCCGCUUUUCUUCUUCUUCUCUUAACUUCUGCACAAACUUAUGUUGCCUUCAAUCCGAGCAAGAAAGAUUGAUAUUGGUAGGGAUCGGAAUUGAAUUACAAAAUUUGGUAUGUUGUCCAUCUAUAUGUUGUAUUAUUUGUUAUUUGGUUUGGUAUUUAGACUUUAGAGUGAUAAAAAUUUGGUACAGCUGUACGUACUUAUUAUAUAUAAUUUUUCUUUUUUAGUUAUGUGUAA